UGAUAGGUCUUAAAAUGUUUAUUUGAAGUUAAUUAAGUGAAAUAUUGAGGCUAUGGGAUAAUUGAUUUGAGGUUAUGUUUUUUUUGAGCUUGGCUAUCUAUCAUUCUUAUUAUCAGUUAUAAUUAUUGAUUACCUACUUCAAUUUUUUCAGUUGCCAAAUGAUAUAGAAAACUAUAUGGAGUAUCAUGUGAUGGGGGGUUUUGUAUCAAAAGUACGUAUGACGCCAGAAUGUAUGCCCCAUAAAUUUAUGUGCCAACCGGACAGGAAACAAACACCUGCCACAACAAAGCGACCCUAUGUAGCUAACAAACAAAUAAUGAUUAUUCUUGAAGAGGAUGAAAAGGGAUUCAAAGAAAAAAAAGUUAGCGCAGAACAAUCAAGUUUUGAAGAAACUGCAUGCAGUAGUUUAGGAGAGAAUGAAAAAAAAGAUGCGACGCUUAAACAAGAGCAUACAUCUAGGAUUGAAUUAGAACCAGUUGACCCUUUGCCAGAGUCUAAUCUUAAGACGGAAUCUGUAGAACCUGAACCCGAUUUAGGGCCUGAUUCUGAGCCUGAGUUAGAACCUGAUUCCGAGCCUGAGUUAGAACCUGACCCUGAGCCUGAAUUAAAGCCUACAUUGGAGCCUAAGUCUGAGCCUGCUAGUGAGCCAAAGCCAAAGUGCACACAAUGUCAGAAAGUUUUAUUACGGUUCGUGUUCUUGUGCGUGGAGUGUAACGCGCGCUCGUGCUCGGCGUGCGACGCGCGCGGGCUGCACGCGGCGCACCUCGUGCUGCGCGCGCCCGCAGCCCGCCCUGAGAGCGAGUUGAAGUUGGUGCUGAACAAAAUUCGCGACGCGCUGUGUCUGGAUGUUGAGGAAACGUCUCAAACGAACCCGGAUCAACCGGUCGAAGAGUCGCCCCAAGAACCGGAAUAUGAAUCUAUCAAGAUGGAGAUAGAAUCGGAAGAAGACGACCCUUUAUGGCUACUGAACGCGUCGGCUCCUGCUAAUACUGAUGCAGAAACCAUUGUUCCUGACAUAGAGCAUCAGAUUCCGCAGUUGCCUUGGCCGGAGCCCGCAGCAGCUGAGGGCAGCGGCCUGCCCUUCGCCGGGCCUGCGUCGGACUCCUCCUGCACGCUCACGGCCAGUUCCCCGUCCGACAGCUCCAGCGACGACGACCAGGCCCGUCCCACCAGGCCCUCCGCGCCCCCCACCAGGCCCCGCUUCAACGACGAAAUGAACCGCUACAUCGUCCGGACCUACUACACGCUGAGCCAAACCGAAAAGAGCCCAUUAAAAAUAUUCACCCUCAUGAAACAAGUGUUCGCCAUCGCAUUCCCACACAUGAAAGUCCACCGAUCGAACCUCCAAUCGCAAUUCUCACAUAUCUUUAUAAAAAAACUGUUCACCGAUGACGAGAUUCAGGCGAUGAGGAAUGAAGUUCGCGGCAACUUCAUAAGUGCUAAUAACAAUGAAAAGAAUGUAGUGAGUGCCAGCAAACUGUUAUCUGGCAAAGGAAGACAGUUGGAACUGUUGACGGUGAGGUCCGGGAUGGUAGUUACGGGCUUGCCAGACAAAACGAGUGAAGUGAACCCGAGGCCUUUUGUGAGAAAGGUUGUAGUACCGAUACCAGUGUCGAGUCAUAAAACCAGUGAGCCGUUUAAAUACCCAAGGGUGAAUAUGCAAGUGCGUACAGUAGUUGGUUCAUCUCAGCAGCAGAUGCCACAGAACUUGCGUGGCUCUGGGCCUUAUGUGAGAAAGAAAGUAGUACAAAAACGAGUGUCGAUAAAUAAAACUAAAGCGAAAAAGCGAGUGCGUACAGUUGUGAAGGAAUCUAGUGAUCAGAAGUGUUCAGGACAGUUGAAUCCGGCUCCAGGAAUAAGUGAUUCAUUUCCGCAGCAAAGCCAGAGCUUGCGUGGGAGGACGCGCCGGCCGCCGGCGCGGCUUCUGACAUGAGUGUAAACAUGUCAGACAUUGCAAUAUAGUCCAAAUAGUAAUUUUAGUGUUUGUUGUCAUCUUACUACAUUUGCCUGACAUGUGAUUUUAACAAAAUACUCAUCAGUAUCUCUAGUACCUAUAGAUACUGUUACAUUACAAGUCUUGUUGAUUAGUGAUGUCUUGUCGCAUUGUCUAACGCCCGUAUUGACAAACGAUGCUUGCUUAAGUGAAGCACCAAAUCGAACGCACAGCGAUGAAUAGAGCUAUGAUUGGUUCACCCUGUGCGUCAACGCGCACUGUGAUACCUCAUAGUAAUGUUUGUGAAUACGGGCGUAAGUAAUUUGAUGAUAAUGAAUAAUGAUGGCUGUAAAAUGAAUUAAUUAAUAUAGUAUUGACUGAUUUAAAAUAUUUUAAGUAUUUGUUUCAAUUAUCUUUGUUUAAUUUAUCUAGGAAUAAUAGCAUCUUAUUAUUAGCAAUAGCAACCCUUCAAAUGUUUUUUUAUCUUUCUCACAUACAAUACAUUUCAAUAAUACUAAUAGUUUUUAGGCAACAAAGCCAUUAAAAUGCAGACGCUGUGGCUCACAAGCGCACAAUGAUUAUUUUUGUCAAUUUAUGUCAACGAAAUAUAAAAAUAUUCUGAAUACUAUGUAUUUUUUAAUAUUACAUGUUAUUGCAGUCACUAUGUAUUAUUAUAUCGUGAUUGAAAUAAAAAUAACGUAUUAU
Ostrinia furnacalis (Asian corn borer) is the source of this 2638-nucleotide messenger RNA. RefSeq lists its product as uncharacterized. The transcript is spliced from 7 exons. The coding region runs from base 176 to 1933 and encodes 585 amino acids. Lineage: Eukaryota; Metazoa; Arthropoda; Insecta; Lepidoptera; Crambidae. The record is from RefSeq and is a predicted model, not a curated record.